AGCAACACCCCUUCGAUCUGUGGCUGCUUUACCCCCACCUCGGGACCAGGUGGUACAGCAAUCCUUUCAUCUAGCUGCCGACUGUAUCUACGUCGUCAUCUAUAACCGGAUGAAGACAACCAUUGCUGACCAGGGUCGACGGCUGAAUUAUCCCACUCCACUCCUCUUCCGGCGGUCAAGGGGCCUUGUCUAUCUGUCCAACGAAGAACGCGAAUAGACCGCCGCCGAAAUGGCUCAGCAGCCUCAGCUACCGUCGUACGAAGAAGCCAUCAGUCGACUCGACUGGGUCGGGUUGGUGGCUCCCUACACUUCAGUAUCUGAUUAUAGCCGCCUUUGUUCUGUCAACCGGCACUUUCACACCGUCUUUGCCCCGCUCCUGUGGCAUGAUCCGCUCAACACGGUGCGUCUGCUGGGUUUGCGUCCCAGUAAUGAUCUCGACUGGUAUUGUCACUUCGUCUUGCAUCAUGUGUUCCGCGUCAGGCCGGUUACCUUGGCCCUGGUUACGGUACUAGACUUUCGCAACUUCGCCAAGGCCACCGCCCACUUCUGGUCCGAUAACGAUUCAAGGUCGAUCCCCGUAACCUUCAAGAUUCUGCCCAGGCUCUUCCCCGCGCUUCGAUGCAUCCUUCUGGAUGGCCACACCGACGCAGACCCUGCGGCUUUGGCUGUGGGGGGUCCAACUCCGGCGCCGUGGGCGGGCCGCCCGUGGAUGCUGAGCAUCCCCGACUGUGCUUCCCAGUUGCCGGCGACCUUCUUCCUGUCCGACUACGUCCAGGACCUAGUCUACCUUGACAUCUCGGGACUGCCGGGCUCCUUGCAGUCCCUCGUCUCAGCGGCCGAGGGCGCACGUCACCUUCCACGUCUGAAGGUACUGAAGAUCCAGGGACGUGAGCUCGGCGACAACCUUGCAGCACGGCUCUUCGAGGCAUUCGAUGCACGGCUAUGGAGUUUAGACCUCUCCCAUAAUAACCUUACCGACGACGUUAUCGAGCCUCUCUCGUGGCACUGCUUACAGUCUCCGCCCUUGCGGUCUGGCCGCCAUUUCCGGACCGAGGGUAAACUUGUGUCUCACCCGGUUAUCUAUGGAGACAGUCUCUACGGUCCGUUCAAACUCAUCGAAGAGUCGGAGCGGAGCGGUGCUUUCGAUCACCCGGAGCGUUAUUUCGCCGAUGCCCCUCUUUAUCACGCCGAUCCAGCUCGGGCUGUAUAUCAGGACCAGGAAGAUGUCCGCGCUGAUGGCCGGGGCCCACCGAAGUAUGACUCGGCGGACUAUGUCAAGUCCGCCAUCAUCGCCGGCGUGCUGUCAACGACACCGGCCCUGUCCGACCUACCGCCCAGUAACGUCUCGUCUAGUGCAUGGGGCAUUACCCACCUGGACCUCACCGGGAACCGGUUCACUUCUUUUGGCCUGGAGAAGCUGAUCCGCACCACGCCUGGCCAACUCGAGUAUCUAGCUUGCGAUGCGCCCCUCGUGCAUGCCCCGGGUUUCACCUGGCCAUCCUCCUGGCCCGAGGGCACAAGGCUACACGGCAUCCCGGGCUCCGCUCACGCAUUCCGUCCAGUGUUUUCUCCCAACCUCCGGGCUCUGCGUAUACAUCAUUCUUUGGUCACGCAGAUUCCCACGUUGGAAGCCGAAGGGCUGUCGACCAUGGCACGGUGGUGGAUGGCAGAAACUGCCGUCCGCGAGCGCGUGGAGAUGGCUUACCCGCAAGCCUUCCAGCCAGACAUGAGCCCUCGCCUCGCGUCGUUGACUCUCACCAGAAUACCUCGGCGUUCAGCCGGUCCAUUGCUUGGAAAAUUGACCCAGUUCCUGAAACUAGUGGCCGCCCAAGAGCAGGGUAUCUGCGAGGCGACGCCAGACUCCUCUUCGCGUCGCAGCCCGACCAUGCUUCGCGGCCUCCGCCAUAUCCGUCUGGAAUUCGAGGUGGACCCCGUAGAGGACGCCGCAGGGUUCUUGGACGUCGACGCCCUAGAUGCCGAGGCGCUCCUAAGCAUGGGCGAAGGUGAAGGUUUCAGUUUUUUCGGGGAUGAGUUUGUCCGGCCGAAGCCCAAGUUGCCGCCUCGACGCGUCCACGAUGCCACCGCCACCCCGACCACUAUCCACAUGGCUCGCCUGCAGCAUGCCCCUUUCACCACUGCAGCAGGCGAACACGUCCAGCACGUCAUGUCCUGGAACGGCAAGACCUUCGAGGCGCCGGUAUGGAUCGGCCCGGGGGUUCUGGGCCCUCGCCCGGCCGUCAAUGCUUACAUGAUGGCGUUGCGCGACCCAGCCUUGCGACAGGGUAUCGUCGGGCCCGCCAUGCCCACGCACGUCCAGGCCGGCGUGCCCCCGGACGCACUCCUGUUUUAUGGCGCCUGGGACGCCACGAUAAUACCAGACGCGCCGCCUAGCCCGAGUAGGGCCGAAAUCCACGGAAUGCGGGACGUGAUCGACGGGCUCAAGGCGUUUCGCGCCGACACGAAAGCCAGAUACGAAGAGGCGCCGAACGACAAAAGGUCCAGUGGCCUUGGCGUGAAUGCCAUGGAGCCCCAUCACUUUUGGACGGGGAAAUUAGAGGUUGCGAUCUAAUAGGGCAUGGGCGCACUUUCGAUCGGGGAGGUAUGGGGGCAUUUCAAUGGCCAUCGGCUCAACUGUCU
Messenger RNA from Sodiomyces alkalinus F11, 2637 nucleotides. RefSeq lists its product as hypothetical. The record is from RefSeq and is a predicted model, not a curated record. Lineage: Eukaryota; Fungi; Ascomycota; Sordariomycetes; Glomerellales; Plectosphaerellaceae. The coding region runs from base 230 to 2569 and encodes 779 amino acids. The transcript is spliced from 2 exons.